UCGUUCCAUUGCCUCCCUCCGUGACCCCGAUGGGGCCAUGAGUUCGUGCCGCUAUCUUCUGGCCAGCCAUGUCGCCUUUCCACUUACGGCGUCGCUCGUGGUGCGCCGUGUUUGGCCAUCUUGAGCGGUCGUUCCACAGUAACCCACGUGUCUUCGCCUCGCCGUCGUUACAAACCGUUUCUCGCGCUACGCGCCAGACCGACCAUCGGAGCUUAGUAACGACCAACCAUGAUUCGUUAUUUUCACCCGAACCUCGCUAUAAGCCGCGUAGUCGCUUCCCAUGGCGUCACCAGCUGGCGUACGAUUCGGCUCAGAAGUCACUGACUCCUUGCUGCAGCCACAGCACCGCCGCCUUUCGUGAUCCGCUAUUAGCUUCCGCAAUUAGCGCACGUAGCCUCGCUUCUGGAACAGCCUACUCGAGGGACCAUAGACCAACUAGCCGCGAUUUUCUCGGAUCUCGACUUAAAGAAACAGGAAUUCAUGGCUCCUCCUCGCCGUCAGUACACGCUUGGGCGAGAUUCCACUCGAGCUCGAAUGGUGCUGACGUGGCGCGAUCGAAUCCCGAGGUCACUGCGUCAGCCGUGUCCCCAGACGAAGACGGGGAAGCAGCAGCGGGUGACAAUAGCGAGGGUGCCGCAGCGGGCGACAGUAGCGAGAGUGCAGCAGCGGAGGUGGAGGAGCCGAGCAUGCCGGUAGUGGCGAUGGCUGACAGCCGUCCGAUCGUUGUGAUCGUAGGGCGACCCAACGUCGGCAAGUCAGCUCUGUUCAACAAGCUCAUGCGGCGCAGGGAGGCGCUGGUGUGCGACACCCCCCACGGCCACAUGACCAGGGACGUGCGGGAGGGGCUCUGCACCUUCUUUGGCCUCCGCUUCCGAGUCUUUGACACAGCAGGACUCGAACCCGCGACCUCUGCCUCCCACAAAGGGCAGAGCCAGGGACAGACUGGUUCUGGGGUGGGGGGAAGAGAUGGGGGGGAUGGUGGCGUGGGAAGGGUUUUGGGGCCGAGCCUGCUGGAGAGUUUAGGGGAGGCGGAUCGUGCGGCGAUGGAGGCGUCGAUUCUGCAACGGACGGCUGAGAUCACUUCGUACUUGCUGGGGCAGGCAGUGGCGGUGCUGUUUCUCGUGGAUGCCAGGUCUGGCAUUCAACCUGCUGACGUGGAGGUCGCUGAUUGGCUGCGCCGCUCCGUCCCAAAGCACCGGGUGGUGCUGCUGGCGAACAAGUGCGAGGGGCUGGGUGGCGACAGCACAGGCCUGCUGGCGUGCCACGUGGCGGAAGCCUAUUCGCUGGGGUUCGGGGACCCGAUACCCAUAUCUGCUGAGUCAGGGGAGGGAUUGGAGGAUCUGUAUGCGGCUGUGAAGGGACCAGUGGAGGAGAGGGAGAGAGAUAUGGAGGAAAUGCGGGAGGAGAGGGAAAGAGAUAUGGAGGAGAAGGAGCGGGAGGGGAGGGAGGAACGGAUUAUGUCUGUUUCAGGGGACCAGUGGAGGAGAGGGCGGGAGAGGGAGAGGGAGAUGAGGGAGGAGAGGGAGAGGGAGAGGGAGAUGAGGGAGGAGAGGGAGAGGGAGAGGGAGAUGAGGGAGGAGAGGGAGAGGGAGAGGGAGAGGGAGAUGAGGGAGGAAAGGGAGAGGGAGAGGGAGAGGGAGAUGAGGGAGGAGAGGGAGAGGGAGAGGGAGAGGGAGAUGAGGGAGGAGAGGGAGAGGGAGAGGGAGAGGGAGAUGAGGGAGGAAAGGGAGAGGGAGAGGGAGAGGGAGAUGAGGGAGGAGAGGGAGAGGGAGAGGGAGAGGGAGAUGAGGGAGGAGAGGGAGAGGGAGAGGGAGAGGGAGAGGGAGAUGAGGGGGGAGGGAGAGGGAGAGGGAGAGGGAGAUGAGGGAGGAGAGGGAGAGGGAGAGGGAGAGGGAGAUGAGGGAGGAGAGGGAAGGGAGAGGGAGAGGGAGAGGGAGAUGAGGGAGGAGAGGGAAGGGAGUAAGUCAGCAGUUUCAGGAAUCAGCCGGCUGACAAAACAGGGCGAAUCUGCGGCGUCUUUGCCAGAUGGCGAGGGCUCUGCAGCAGCAGUGGAUGAUGCUGCCGCCGUUGCCACAGCUCUGGAAAUGGCAGCAGCAGAUGCAUCCCAAGCACCAGCAGCAGAGGAAGAGGCAGAGCAAGCAGCAGCAGAGGCGCUGGACAUACCGCUACAGCUGGCCAUAGCGGGUCUGCCCAACGUGGGCAAGUCAACGCUGGUCAACUCUCUUCUGGGUGCGCAGAGGGUGCUGACAGGGCCGGAGCCGGGGCUCACGAGAUGCGGGACCACUCUGGCCGUGCCUGCAGUGUCGGUGGCCAGCUGCUCGUUCUCUGCCUCCCACCGCGGAAGCCUAAAGUAGUGCUUGUAGCGGGGGUCGAGCAUGGUGGCCACUGCCAGCUCCUUCGCCACCCCGUACUCGUACUUCUUCAGGACCUCCAGCGCCUCCCAUGCCAUGUCUUUAAUCACA
Closterium sp. NIES-67 is the source of this 2462-nucleotide messenger RNA. The record is from the annotation of a GenBank genome assembly. NCBI's taxonomy places the organism in Eukaryota, Viridiplantae, Streptophyta, Zygnematophyceae, Desmidiales, Closteriaceae.